This is a messenger RNA of Drosophila subobscura, 1221 nucleotides long. It is a transcript of the gene Or92a, whose product is annotated as putative odorant receptor 92a. Gene Ontology annotation, cellular component: plasma membrane. Lineage: Eukaryota; Metazoa; Arthropoda; Insecta; Diptera; Drosophilidae. The transcript has 3 exons. Gene Ontology annotation, biological process: detection of chemical stimulus involved in sensory perception of smell; sensory perception of smell. Gene Ontology annotation, molecular function: odorant binding; olfactory receptor activity. The record is from RefSeq and is a predicted model, not a curated record. Bases 1 to 1221 code for a protein of 406 amino acids.
AUGUUGUUUAGCAGCAAGAAGGAGAAGCGCGAGCUGCGCACUUUCGAGGAUCUCACACGAUUUCCGAUGGCCUUCUACAAGACCAUCGGCGAGGAUCUGUACUCGGAGCGGGACAAGAAUCUCGUGCGACGGUAUCUGCUGCGCUUCUAUCUGGUGAUGGGUUUCCUCAACUUCAAUGCCUAUGUGGUGGGUGAGAUUGCCUACUUCAUAGUGCACAUCACAUCGACGACGACGCUGCUGGAGGCCACCGCUGUGGCGCCCUGCAUCGGCUUCAGUUUCAUGGCCGAUUUCAAGCAGUUCGGCCUGACGGUGAAUCGCGGCCGAUUGGUCCAGCUGCUGGACGAUCUGAAGGCGAUAUUUCCCACCACACCGGAAACGCAGAAGGCGUACAACGUGCAGUACUAUCAACGGCACAUGAAUCAGGUGAUGACACUCUUUACCAUCCUGUGCAUGACAUACACCUCGUCGUUCAGCUUCUAUCCGGCCAUCAAGUCGACCAUUAAGUACUACUUUCUGGGCUCGGAGAUCUUUGAGCGCAACUACGGCUUUCACAUCUACUUCCCGUACGAUGCGGAAACGGAUCUCACCGUUUACUGGUUCUCCUACUGGGGCCUCGCACACUGCGCCUACGUGGCUGGAGUGUCCUACGUCUGUGUGGAUCUGCUGCUCAUCACGACCAUCACACAGCUGACGAUGCACUUUAGCUACAUGGCCGACACCCUGGAGGCCUACGACGGCGAUGAGCACACGGAGGAGGAGAAUGUCAAGUAUCUGCAGGAUCUGGUGGUCUACCAUGCCCGAGCUCUAGAUCUCAGCGAGGAGGUGAACAGCAUCUUCAGCUUCACCAUUUUGUGGAACUUCAUUGCGGCCUCUUUGGUGAUUUGCUUUGCUGGCUUUCAGAUCACAGCCUCCAAUGUGGAGGAUAUCGUGCUCUACUUUAUCUUCUUUUCGGCCUCGCUGGUGCAGGUCUUUGUCGUGUGCUACUAUGGCGAUGAAAUGAUCUCUUCGAGUUCACGCAUUGGUCAUGCUGCCUUCAAUCAGAACUGGCUGCCCUGCAGCACUCAAUACAAGAUGAUUCUGAAGUAUAUUAUUAUGCGCAGUCAGAAGCCCGCCUCCAUACGACCACCGACCUUUCCGCCCAUCUCAUUCAACACCUUCAUGAAGGUUAUCAGCAUGUCGUAUCAGUUCUUUGCUCUACUCCGCACAACCUACUACGGCUAG